Molecule: messenger RNA, 5488 nt
Organism: Anopheles arabiensis
Lineage: Eukaryota; Metazoa; Arthropoda; Insecta; Diptera; Culicidae
Product: echinoderm microtubule-associated protein-like 2
Exons: 7
Coding region: 2304-5204 (966 amino acids)
Biological process (GO): microtubule cytoskeleton organization
Cellular component (GO): mitotic spindle
Molecular function (GO): microtubule binding
Source: RefSeq, a predicted model, not a curated record
CGGGAAUAGAGCACACACAGUGCACUGUGCAUUUCUCCUAAGCCAUCGCGAUUUUUAGCUGCGCGUACGGCUCUCCAGCUGCCCGAGUACCGAAAAAGGGGAAUUUUAUCGUAUCGUGUGUCGUUUCGCUGCGGGAGCGUUGGAAAGGAAAGGUGGUCAAUUGUGUUUCAGCGGUGUGCGUAUAAACAGAAAAAGGGCCUCUUCAUGUGCAAAUUUGUGUGACAAAAAAGCACUCUCCAGCCAUCGCCGUAUAAAAUCAAGAAGCAUUCUCUCAAGUGGUGCACUUUGCUUUGCAGUCAAACGUACACACGGUGCAAGGGAGGGAGCGCGACAGAGAGGGUACAGGGCUAUCGUUGCCUUAAUUAAGCGAAACAUCGACGCGUGUUAAGUGUAAAUAUUUGGUGACAAAACAAAAGACGCAUCCAUAUCGCCGAGUGUUUACAGAGUGGUGUUUCAUUCAGCACAAGCUUUCGAAAGCUCGAACAAUUGUCGCAGCAUUGUCCAGUGCGUGUGUUUGUGUGUGUAUGUGAUACUUUUUUGCUCACUGUCUUCCCCCCCGGUUGUGGGGUUUCCACAAACGUGUCCGAAACGGUGACUGUUCCGGGGGAACGGUGUGUGGAAUGUCGCUGGAAAACAGCAUAGUUGUCCCACUUUCCGCCGCACACCGUACGACAUUCCGGCAGCAGCAGCAGCAGCAGUAGCAGCAGUUCGUGCUCAUCUUCUUCGUCGGUGGUGAAUACCGGAAUCGGCAGUGGUGUGGCCGUUUGCCAAAAAAUGAGCCGAAACUAAUAGCAGUCUAACGACGAAGUCGCUACAAAAAACACGCCCCAUACUUAGUACCGAAAUUCCGCAGAGCCGCGAGCUCGUUUCUCUCCACCAUUGGGCCAGCAUCUCUUGCGCGCGUGUUCCGUAAGGAGGAGGAGAGCUCCAAAUACCGGUAACGGUACAGCGGAAAAAAAGGCAAGGAAAAGCUUCACCCGCCCGCUCCGUCAGGGGGGAAAGGAAAGCAAAAACUGUGCCAACAGUACUGUGAAGACGGCAGCGACGAACCAGCAGACAGAACCAGCGUGUGAGUUGGGUCGUUUUCAUCUCUUCUCAUCUCAGGGAAAGGAGAGCGCAUUUUAAGCAUGGGAAAUUGUGAGCUACUUAAUUUUCUUGUGACGUGACAAAGUAGAGCAACAACCAUAAACGCGCUAACCUGCCUUGGCCGGUUCAUUCAUUCCGGUGAAGUUAAAACGUUCGCUUCGUUGUGUGAAGCUUUGCUGGUGCCGCGCUGGGUGAGGUGGAGAGAGUUAUCUAAACAACAACAAACCGCUCGGUUCGCGGUCAGAAGCCGCGUUAUCACCAGCACAAGGGGUAGCCUGAUCCGCGAGAGCGAGCGCGCAGCACACAAUCACGAACGUGCCUAAAUUUCCGCGAUGCUAUCACUGCGCACACACCAUCACCAGUAAAGCAACGCCCGGCUCGCCGCGAAAACGCAUCCCAAAAUCGACCCCGAAAGCCAUUAAUAUUCACACCCCGGCGCCCGGCAACGACGAGACACGUACACGUUUGGCAUUUUAUUAUUAUUUUUUGCCGGCGUACGACCAAUAAUACACACCGACGUCCGGAGGCGGAAAAUGUCCACCGGAAAGCCUGCGGACUUACGGUAGUGAGGUGGCGAAGAAAGCGGUUGAAAGGGGGACCAACGAUGAUGGUGAUGGUAUUCCAGCUCGUCGCCCCACCAUGUUUGGCCAUGCCAUGAUGUCAUUCGAUGUGUGAAUUAGCUGAACCAUCAGCCCAUACGAACGGCGAGCCCCGUCGUCGUACUCUGUUGGUGUCGUACGCAAAGCGACCGGACCGGUCUGGAGAGCUUUCGCUGGCGAGCAACGACGAGUUGGUCGAAAGCAAACAAUCCGAAGGCCACUACUUCCCGGUGAUGUGUUAACUAAUAGCGACAGAAAAAACACACGAAAAAACGCAUCAAAUAAUAAGGAAAGGAGGGGGGCACGUCGCACGUUAUUCGGGGGGCACAUGCCGCGGUUACUAGAUCCAUCAAAGUAUAAUCACCCAUUGCUGCUCAUCGCCCACUGAUUGUAGCGAUAGUGUGAUCACCAAAAAAACGGUUCCAUCCAUCAUAAAAGGGCCGCCCCGUGGUAGAAGGGGUUGAAAUUGAAGAAGGGAGCUCAACACAAAAAAACUGUACACCAACCUUCAAAGUUUAUCUAUUUGACGCUGUUAACACCGGUGGAUGUGUGUGUGUGUCUGUGUGUGUUUGUGUUUUAGUAGAACCAACACAAAAAGAAAAGGUUUCGCACCCAGCGAUGAGCAACGAAACUGACCAGGAAACGGCUGCUACGACUGGCGAAGGAGGAGGGGAUAUUGUUAAAAGCUCCACCAUGAUGUCGACUCAACAUCAACAUCACCAUCAUCAUCACAUAAUGUCCACCAGCGUGGAGGAGGUGGAUGAGCAGGUACUGGAAAUGACACAGUCAACGACCACCGUCAGCAGCAGCAACAGCAGCAGCGGCAAUACCACCAACAACAUCCACAGCCGGGCGCAAAAGUCAUACAAAAAUUUGCAUGAAUUUUCAGAGGAAAUGCUGGAAACCGAAAAGGCCGGCCUAGUGGAGCGAGUGUACGAUCUCGAGCGGCAGGUACUGGAGCACAAGGAUGAGAUCGUCUGUCUCAAGUCCACGCUGGCCGAUGUAUUACGUCGGCUGGCCACGAUAGAUAACAGCUACGAGAACAGUACGAGUGGCAGCGGCCGCGGUGGUACCGGGACGCCUGCGGCGGGCGGUACGGGAGGAAGCAGCGGCGGACAUCAUACGGUCAGCGAUAACGUUUCCGCCAGUGGGCAGAAUAGUUUAUCCAGCAAAAGUUUUCGCUUCUCCCGCAACACACUCACGAGGCUAAAUUCCACCGUGGAUGAAAAACGCUUCGGUCGCGUCCCGUCGCGGGUGACCAGCUCGCCGUCCCGCGUAAAGACGAACCUCGCGCAAAAGGCCAUCCACUAUUCGAACGGCUCGCUGCACUCCGACUCGAUGAGCAGUCAUUCGAUCUCGCCCGCCCCGUCCCCUUCGCCGCGGCAACCGAAUGCGUCCGCCGUGGCCAACUCGCACCAUGCCCUGCUCGCGUCGUCCGGCGGCAUGGGCAAGCGGUGGUCCUCGACGGGGGAUUUCAUCAGCACACCCGGCAGCCCGAGCGGCACCGGAAGCAGUGGAAGCAUGUCGAGGUUUUCGGCCAAAUCACUGCUGAAUCUCAGUGGCAACUCCAGCCGCCAGGGCCAAACGCAUCCGUACGUGCAGCGAAAGAACGAGGACGACGAGUACGUGAAGCUGUACAUCAGCGGACGGCCGAUCGUAAUUCACCUUCCCGAAGCACAACUGUCCACGUACGAGCUGACGAAGGUGCAGCCGGCCCCGAACAGACGCUUGCGGCUCGAUUGGGCCUACGGCUACCGCGGCAAGGACUGUCGGUCCAAUCUGUACCAGCUGCCGACCGGCGAGAUGGUGUACUUUGUGGCAGCCGUCGUCAUCCUGUACAACAUGGACGAGCACACGCAGCGUCACUACCUCGGGCACACGGAUGACGUGAAGAGCCUGGCCGUCCAUCCGAACAAGCUGCUGGUGGCCAGCGGUCAGUGCGGUGGACAUGAAGGGCGCGAUUCGCUACCUCACAUCCUCAUCUGGAACUCGGUCUCGUUGGCCACGCUCAACAUGAUCGGUUGCGGCGAGUUUACCGGUUCGAUCAACUGCCUUUCCUUCAGCCGAGCGGACAGUGGCAGCAUUCUGGCCGCAAUCGAUGAUUCGCCGGACAAGAUCAUCUCCAUCUGGGACUGGCAGAAGAAGGAGGGCGGCCGCAAGAUCACCGAAACCAAGUGCUCGGUCGAUACGGUGGUGGCGGUCGAGUUUCACCCCCUCGAUAAGGGACAGAUCAUUACGAUAGGGAAAAAUCAUAUCGCCUUUUGGUCGCUCGACCAGAAUGGCAUGCUGUACAAGCGGAUGGGCGUGUUCGAGAGCUUCGAGAAGCCCAAGUACGUGACGGCCAUCUCGUUCACGCAGACGGGCGACGUCGUGACCGGCGAUUCGAGCGGCAAUCUGGCCGUGUGGAAGCGGGGCACCAACGUUAUCAGUCGCUUCCUGAAGAAGGUGCACGAGGGACCGGUGUUCUCGAUCUGUGCCCUGCGCAAUGGGGGCUUCGUGACGGGCGGCAAGGAUGGACUGCUGCUGCUGUUCGACGACGCGCUGCACAUCAAGGCGGAACAGAUCGUCGAAGCACACUUCGGAGCGGUGCGAGUCGUAGCGGAGGGCAAAGGCUCGCAGCUGCUCAUCGGUACGACGAAGAACUGCAUACUUUCCGGCGACUUUACCCUCAGCCUCGUGCCGAUCGUGAUGGGCCACACGGACAUUCUGUGGUCGCUGGCAACGCAUCCGCAGGUGGCACAGUUCGUCACCGGCGGGCGGGACAGGUUGCUGCAGCUGUGGGACUCGCUGUCGCACUCGGUCGUGUGGAGCAAGGACAUCGGCGAACCGAUCCACGCGGUCCAGAUAGCGAAUGCGGGCGACGUGAUUGUGGCGGGCGGUGUCGGUGGCCGUUGGUCGGUGUUCGAUAUCGUAACCCGGGAGCUGUUGGCCACGUACACGGACGGGCAGGAGGUGAUACAGUGCAUGCAGUUCUCACCCGACGGUAAUCUGCUGGCGGUCGGCUCCAAAGACAACUGCAUCUACAUCUACCAGUGCACGAAGGUGGCGCACCGGUUUUCCAAGAUUGGAAAGUGCACGGGUCAUUCUAGUUUCAUAUCACAUCUCGAUUGGUCCAAGGACAGUCAAGUGUUGCGAUCGAACUCGGGCGACUACGAAAUAUUAUACUGGAAUCCCACGCUUUGCCGCCAAAUAACGAGCCAAAGCACGGUAAAGAACCUUGAAUGGGCCACCCAAAACUGCUCGGUCAGCUUUGAAACGAUCGGCAUUUGGCCGGAAAAUUUCGACGGCACGGACAUCAACAGUGUGUGCAAGGAUGGCGAGGAGCAGUUCCUGGUUUGUGCCGAUGAUUUCGGCAAAAUUCGACUGUUUAGUUUCCCAGCUUCGCAGCCAAAGUCGCUAUCGCAUAGUUACAGGGGACACAGCAGCCACGUAACAGCGGUACAGUUUAUGCACGAUGGCGUCCGUCUUCUGUCGGCCGGCGGUAUGGACACGAGUGUACUGCAAUGGCGAGUAGUGUAAGAGCCUUUCGAGGAACAGCAACAGGAAGGAGGGUUUACAUUCCACAAAGAUUCACAAAGCAUUUUCAUUCCGCUUCCAAUUCUACCGCCCGGCUGUGUGUUGUCUCCGUCUCCCCUUUGGCAAACAGUCUGGGUCGGGGCCAGCACAGGGUGUGCGUGCGUGCGUGUGAUGAUGAGGAAGAACAAAGUUUAUUUUAUAUUUUAUCUAGCACCGAUACUAACUUAUUAUUUUAUCACAAUUAUUGUUAAGCGUAAACCGGCGAAUAAAUUAAUCGUUCUAAAAGA